CGCCCCGCCCCUCACCACCCCCCCCCCCCCCCCCUGGUAAAAUGGCGGCCAUGCAGAAGGCAGCUUCGCCAAUUCACCACCAACAACAACAACAACAGCACCACAACAACAACAACGGCCAACACCACCACCACCCUCCUCCGCCUCCUCCGCCGCCGCCUCCUCUAUCCCCUCCGCCGACAUCGUCACCAUCGUCGACGGCGACUUCCCCUCACCAUCACCUCCAUCACCACCACCACCAUCACCACAGUCAGCCCCAGCCGCAGCAGCAGCCACAGCAACAACAGCCACAGCAGCCGCAGCUGUUGCAGGGCAGAACGGCGCCGGUACGGAUCGGCUACUACGAGAUCGAGAGAACCAUCGGCAAGGGGAACUUCGCCGUGGUGAAGCUCGCGACACACAUCAUCACCAGGGCCAAGAGUGGGGCAGCACUGCACUGACGUCAGUGGAGUGGAUUCGGCCUCGUCGUGAGAGAGGAGCGGCGACUCUCACCUGGGAGCCAGCGGUCGUCUGUCCGCGGUGAAGCCCGCGGGGGUUAGCGGGUCGUGCCCGCUGCGCUACGAACCCCGGCCACCCGAGUGCGAUUCCGCCGCUGGGGAGACAAAGGCGGCCGGGCGCGGU
This is a messenger RNA of Petromyzon marinus (sea lamprey), 621 nucleotides long. NCBI's taxonomy places the organism in Eukaryota, Metazoa, Chordata, Hyperoartia, Petromyzontiformes, Petromyzontidae. The record is from RefSeq and is a predicted model, not a curated record.